AACCAUUCGUUGUCUCUCUGCUAUUCAAGCUACCAAAUGCUCCGGAAAUGGAAAUCUUUUCUCUCGAUGGAGUUGGCAUACCAACAGAAAGAGCUUAUGUUUACAAGUUAUCUCCUGCUGCAGAGUGCUAUAUUCCAUUCCAUAUUGAUACUUCAGCUGAUGAUGACAAUAGCUGCCUGAGAGAUGGAGUCUAUGCUGUGGAUGGGGAUGAGACUGUUCCUGUUCUUAGCUCAGGCUUCAUGUGUGCUAAAGGUUGGCGUGGCAAAACCAGAUUCAAUCCUUCUGGAAUUUGGACAUACAUUAGAGAGUACUCAGUACAGUCAUUCCCCUCCAGCCAAUCUGCUGGAGGGAUGUGGCACCCAAAGCAGUCCUCAUGUUGAUAUGAUGGGAAACUUUGCAUUAAUUGAGGAUAUUAUAAGGGUAGCAGCUGGAGCUUCAGGAGAAGAUUCGGGAGGUGAUCAAGUUUAUUCUGAUAUCUUCAAAUGGUCUGACAAGAUUGACUUGCAAUUGUAGUUUAAAGUGGAUAUAGCUCCAAAUGGACAGGCAAAGUGAUCCUCUGGGAGUCCCUCAUGCCCGCUUCAUUGGCUGGGAGAAGGCUGCACUGCAGAAUCUAUUCUGUGCGCUUGUACCAUUAAAACUGUAACGUUAUU
This is a messenger RNA of Rubroshorea leprosula, 650 nucleotides long. NCBI's taxonomy places the organism in Eukaryota, Viridiplantae, Streptophyta, Magnoliopsida, Malvales, Dipterocarpaceae. The record is from the annotation of a GenBank genome assembly.